CUGCACCGUGCGUACGUCGAGUCGCUGGCCGCAGGAAACCAAAAGAUCAGCGGCAGAGCAGGAGCAAGAAAAUAAGAAUUUCUUGUGUCAGUUUUGCGAAAGGUGUGCUGUGGGAGAGUGACAGCGCGUCCGAUGGUGUUUUGUUGAGGUAUUUUUGGGUGCAAAUACGAUCAAGGUUGGCAGGGAUAUGCCGGAUCAAGUGUGACAUUUUUAAUUAGUUGUCUUUAAAAAGAGGAUUUUUGAGUGGGAAGUGUACAAUUUUGUGUUUUUAGUGGUUUUAACAAUUAAUUCGUGUAUUAUGAUAAAUUAAGAUUAUUUUGAAAAAGUUUGGAUAUAUUUUAAAGAUGGACUGGAUAUACAUAGCCACCCUCUUGCUGUGCACCCCCGCAGCAAUCAACCCUCUAGAUUUUAAACCAUGCUCUGAGAUCUCCAGCGAGCUCUGGUUUCCGUGCGAAUGCGCCUUAGGGCCCGUCGAAGCCGAACUGGACAACAACCCUGCCAUUAGUAUAAACUGCGACAGGGUGGUUUUCCCAGGUGAUCUCCCUCAACUUCCGUUCGGAGCGCCGGUGGUCUCUUUCAGCCAAAGGUGGGCGGGACACCAAAGCUUACCAACGCAGGUGUUUUCAUCCACUGGGCUGCCCCUGAGGAAGAUAGACUUGUCGGGAAAUUCGCUAAGAAGACUCACUGAAAGGUUGCUGUCGGGUUUACAAAGCACGUUGGUGGAGUUGAAGUUGGCAGACAAUUUACUAGGGGAUACUUUGAACCCUAUUUUUUCCAGCAAUGAGUUGCAUGGGUUGAGCUAUUUGCAACAUCUAGACCUGAGUGGAAACCAAAUAAAAGCUAUCGAAGAAGGUAUUUUGGAAGGUUGCAAGAAUUUAAAAGAACUUAAUUUCGACAAAAAUAGCUUGUACUAUAUACCAAGUUCUUCUUUGAAUGGACCAGCGUCGCUUAGUAUACUAUCACUUAGAAGCAACAGAAUAGACAUGAUCAAGAGUGACGCCUUUAUCUCCCAACAAAACCUAGUAUACAUAAACCUUCAAAACAACAUCAUAUCCACCAUUGAAGGAGGCGCAUUCGAAGGCUUACAAAACCUACGAAAACUCAACAUAGCCCACAAUAGGCUUUCUAGAUUCAACAGUGAUGUUUUUCAAGGUGCAGACAACCUAAUGCUUCUUGAUCUAUCGAAAAAUUUCAUACAGGAGUUUCCAUCCAUAGCUUUGAAAGCGUUUGGUAGCCUGAGAUAUCUGAAUUUGUCAUCGAAUUUGAUACAGAGUUUGGACUAUAAUGAUCUGAAAUCGUUAACCAGUUUAUACGAAUUGAACCUAAGCAGAAAUAAUUUGGGCAACAUAUCACCAGGAACUUUCUUGGGCCUAAAACAGCUGAGAUCCCUUGAUAUCAGCGUCAAUUCCCUUAGAACAAUUGAAGAUGACGCUUUUGAGGGCCUUAACAACCUGGAACGCCUCAAUUUGAAGGACAACAAUAUUCUGCUAAUCCCGGCUUCAGCUUUGGGCAGACUACCAAAGCUGGCUUCACUGCAGCUGGACUAUAACAGAGUGGCAGCAUUAUCGGGAGAUAUCUUCAAAAGCAUCGCAGAAAAAGUGACCACGCUGGUUUUGGCGAAAAACGUCGUCAGAGAGUUACCUACAGCGUCAUUCCAGUAUUUCCAGCAGUUGGAAUAUUUGGAUUUAACGAGGAAUUUAUUGACGACUCUGAACACAGAUGCCUUCCAAGGUUUGGAGAAUACUUUAAUGCACUUGUAUUUAUCUGAGAAUAGGAUAAAUAGUAUAUCUGGUCAGCCUAUAGCGUUACUGAAGUUGAGGACUUUGGAUUUGAGUGAAAAUGAGUUAUAUGAACUCCCCAGGAACGUUUUUGCAUCACUUCCAGAACUGAAGCAUUUAAAUUUGAGUCACAACACUCACCUAACGUCUGUUCCGCAGAAUUUGCUGCAUAAAUUAACAGCACUUGAAGUACUAGACUUAAGUCAUACAGGCCUUAAGAUGAUACCAAAUGAGUUUACAGCGAAAUCAGCCCGCAUCAAGGAAAUUUGUUUAUCUAAUAAUGAUAUUACAGAAUUAUCCGAUGGCGCCUUCUCCAACCUACUCAACCUAACAUCUGUAGAUCUCUCUUAUAACUCCAUUAGCAACAUCAGACCAAGCGCGUUCGUAAACGUAAUGAACAUAAAAAGACUUAACCUCAAAGGUAACCAAUUGAGUUCCUUCAAAGGGGAAUUCUUCAACACCGGAACCAGUUUGGAGUUCUUGGAUAUAUCCGAUAACCAACUCUCCUAUCUAUUCCCGUCGUCGUUCAGAAUACAUCCAAGACUUAAAGAACUAAAAGCCUCCAACAACAAGUUUAAUUUCUUCCCCGCCGAGCUCAUAGCGACUCUGCAGUUCUUGAACUACGUCGAUCUAUCUGGCAACGCGUUAAAAACGGUGGACGAGUUGGAUUUCGCGCGCUUGCCACGUUUACGGUCCCUACUAUUGGCGAGGAACAACUUGGAGUCUGUGAGCGAGAUGGCUUUCCACAACUCGACGCAGUUGCAGAUAUUGGAUUUGAGUUACAACAAACUCGAUAGGCUUAGUGAGAGGACUUUCGAGGGGUUGGUCAGGUUGGAGAUGUUGGAUUUGGAGGGGAACGUUUUGAGUGAUUUGCCGGAGACUAUAUUUGAGAGGGCGAGGAUACAGAUGUUGGAGAACAUAAAUUUGGCUAGGAAUAAGUUUGAAGUGGCACCUUUAAAGUCGUUACAAAGGCAAUAUUUCUUUGUUUCAUCGGUGGAUUUAUCUCACAACAAGCUAAAAGAUAUACCAGCCGAUGAUAGUAUUAUGGUUAAUAUUAAAAAUCUCGACUUAUCUUUUAAUCCGUUGAGUUCGGAAGCUGUAACAAAUGUUUUGGGCGAACCUAAAACUGUUAGAGCGCUCAAUUUAGCUGGAACUGGUAUUACAGACGUGGCAAAUCUUGAAACACCUUUCCUGAACUACUUGAACUUAUCCCACAACAAUAUUUCGCACCUUAACGAAAAGAUUUUCGAAAGAACCACCUUAUUGGAAACUCUAGAUCUGUCCAAUAACAAAAUAAACGACGUAAGUAACUAUCCAAAGAUAUGGGACAUGUUACACAAUUUACAAUCUUUAAACAUAUCGUCCAACCCAAUCAACUCCGUAUCUCAACGCGACUUUGAUGGUCUGGACGCUUUGAAAUACCUCUCCAUGCAUUCGCUGGUCGAAGUUGUGAGAAUCGAGAAAAACGCCUUCAAAUCUGUGCCGAGUCUUUCGGAAUUGGACGCGUAUGAUUACCCCAAGCUGGGUUACUUGGAUAUACAAGGUGUUUUACAAAAUGUGCCCGCUUUGGAGAGGGUUAACAUUGAAACUAAGGAUUCAGCUAUUGGUAGUGAUCAACUCAUAACUGUUUUGCAUCCGCGGUUGAGGGAGUUAGGGAUUAGAGGGGAAAGAUUAAAAAGUAUUUCAUCUGGGGCUCUAUCGGGGAUCAAAGCUGAUUGCAUGAAGAUUAAUUUGAUGAAUACUUCACUGACCUCCCUACCACCUGCAUUGUUUUUCUCUGUACCAAGAUCUUCCAGGAUUAAUUUGGAUGUAACUGGAAGUGACUUGAGCACCUUGAGUCCGCAAAUUUUGGCCACCUUGGAGGAUAGAAGAGGAGAUUUGAGGAUACAGGGUUUGGAGUCCAACCCAAUAAUUUGCGACUGCAGUGCCAGAGCGUUGAGGAGGUGGUUGCCCAGCCAUAUGACUACGAUUAUGUGUUCUGGACCUGAGCAUUUAAUUGGAAGGUUAUUGGUUGAGAUUGGUGAUGAUGAAUUAACCUGUGAUCCCAGGAAAGUAACUACCACCACUACCACGCAAAGUACGACUUUGUUCACCAGAAAUACAAGACCGUUGAGUAAAACAACAGAACCCGAGAUAAUCUGGAGCUUACCUCCUGCCACAGAGAAGUCCAAGGCGACCCCAAAGAAACCAAUCGCAGGUCAAACCACGUUAAACAACGACGACACCCUAAUAAUAGGCAUAGUAGGCGGUGUAGUGGCCUUCAUAGCCAUUCUGAUCAUAAUAAUUUGCAUAAUACGCUUGCGCAUGACCAGCAACCAGUACAGAGGCGGUACUUUACCCAACGGUACCCCGGUGAUGCCUGUAAUGGGGCCGGGUAGUUCGUGCGCGUGCAGCGUUAAAGGGGGGGCGCCACCCGUCUACGCGUACGGCCCUGGAUACGCGUCCACGUUGCCGCAUAAAAUGUCGACUUUGGGUGCGGGCCCGCAGACGAUGAGGCCCUCGAAUUACAGCACCAUGGGUAGAGUGCCUUACUACCAGAACAACCAGCAGCAGCAGCCAUAUUUUAUAGCUUUCCCGUCCGAUGAGAAGAUUUAUCGGUAGUUAUGUUUAUGGCUUUUAGUGUGCUAUUAACUAUUUUAGUUUAGGUUUUUGAUGAUGCCGAGUGUUGGACACAGUGUGUAUUUUAUCUGUUGAGAUUUUUAAGUGUAUUUAAUAAAUGCGUUUUAUUUAUAUUACC
Messenger RNA from Brassicogethes aeneus, 4515 nucleotides. Lineage: Eukaryota; Metazoa; Arthropoda; Insecta; Coleoptera; Nitidulidae. The record is from the annotation of a GenBank genome assembly.